CUAAAUGAAUUUUGUAAUGUUUAAGGGGUCAUCAAUGAGCUGAGUUUUCAUGGAAGCCUCGGGUGUUGGGUUAUGCCGAGGAGGGAAGUGUUGCUUCGAUUCAUGGAGUCGUGCGAGGAUGGGAGGCAUCUUGCUUCACUGCACUCGCUUUUGCUGAAAACGGGGGUUGCCCAUGAUCGUCACUACGCCACCAAGCUCACCACUUAUUAUGCCAAGUCCGCGUCCGUUGAAAGUGCCCGGAAGCUGUUCGAUGAAUUGCCUCAGAGAAGUGUCUAUCUCUGGAACUCUGUCCUCGGGAGCUACUGUAGAGAUAGGCAGUACGAGCAGACGCUGCGUCUCUUCAAGCAAAUGGUAUCGAACGGAAAGAGCGCCGAAGGAAAGCCCGACAACUACACCGUUCCAGUCGCCUUAAAGGCGUGCGCAGGGUUACGAGUGCUAGAAUAUGGCGAGAUGGUUCAUGGGUAUGUGAAGAAGAGUGGGGAGGUUGAUAUGGAUAUGUUCGUGGGGUCUGCUUUGAUCGACUUGUACUCCAAAUGUGGGCAAAUGGGUAGUGCCUUGAAAGUGUUUAGAGAGUUUCCGAGUCCAGAUGUUGUUAUGUGCACCUCUAUGAUUACUGGGUUGGAGCACAAUGGUUCUCCUGUUGAAGCUCUGCAGCUUUUCACUCAAAUGGCGAAGACUGGGGGUUUUGUUGCUGACCCAGUAAGUCUCAUAACUGCCAUCUCAGCUUGUACACAGUUGUUGUAUCUUAAGGUUGGAAGCUCUGUGCACGGUUUUAUGUAUCGGAUGGGUUUUGAUGCCAACUUGUCUCUUCUUAACUCAGUCUUGAACUUGUACGCAAAGACUGGUUCCAUCCGUUUGGCCAUGAAUUUGUUUAGGAAGAUGCCAAGGACAGACGUUAUCUCGUGGAGCUCCAUAAUCGCUUGUUAUGUUUGCAAAGGAGCUACCAAUGAGGCGUUAGACCUUUUCAAUGAAAUGAUCGAGAAGGGUUACAAACCAAAUGAAGUUAGUGUGGUUGGUGCUUUACAAGCUUGUGCUGCAGGAUGCAACUUGGAAGAGGGUAAGAAAAUCCAUGCACUUGCUUCAGAGAAAAAAAUAGAGCUAAAUGUAUCAGUUUCAACUGCUAUUGUUGACAUGUACAUGAAGUGCUCAUCUCCUGAUGAAGCGUUUGAUCUCUUCCUUAGAAUGCCCAACAAAGAUGUUGUUGCUUGGGUCACUCUGUUGAGUGGGUGUGCUGAAAAUGGAAUGGCAUAUGAGUCCAUGGAUGUUUUCCGCAACAUGCUAGCCAGUGAAAUCAUUCCUGAUGCUGUUGCUAUUGUCAAAAUCCUUGCAGCUUGCUCUGAAUUGGGAAUUCUCCAGCAAGCCAUUUGUCUUCAUGGUUACUUAAUUAUAAGUGGCUUCGGCGAUAACAUGUACGUCGGAGCUACUCUUUUAGAAUUGUACUCAAAAUGUGGUAGCUUGGACAAUGCGAUCAAAGUUUUCAAUGGCAUGUGUGAGAAAGACGUUGUCAUCUGGAGUUCGAUGAUUGCUGGUUAUGGAAUUCACGGGCAAGGGAAAGAAGCUUUGAGACUAUUCUACCAGAUGACGAGAAAUUCAUCAGUGCAGCCAAAUAACGUGACAUUCCUCUCCUUGUUAUCUGCUUGCAGCCAUUCGGGUUUGAUUGAAGAAGGAAUAGAAAUGUUUAACAAGAUGGUACACAAGUACCAUCUGAAGCCUGAUUCAGAGCAUUAUAGUAUAGUUGUCGAUCUUCUUGGUCGCAUUGGACAGUUGGAUAAGGCCAUAGAUGUUAUUGAGAUGAUGCCAACUCUGGCUGGUUCUCAUGUUUGGGGAGCUUUGCUUGGUGCUUGCAGGAUUCAUGAUGAUAUUGAGAUGGGGGAGCUUGCAGCAAGACAUCUUCUCCAUCUGGAUCCUGAUCAUGCUGGUUACUAUGUUCUGUUGUCAAACAUAUAUGCUAUGUACGGGAAGUGGGAUGAUAUGUCAAAAGUUAGAAGUCUGAUUAAGGAGAAGAAGUUAAAGAAGGCAUUUGGGCAAAGUGUCAUUGAGGUGAAGAAUAAGACGCACACCUUUGUGGUUGAUGAUAGAGCCCACCAGGAUUCUUGGAAAAUUUUUGAACUGCUGAGGAACUUGGAAAUGAGAAUGACAGAGGAAGCUUAUGUUCCCAACGUGGAAGUUCAAUUGAAUGGCACGGAGGAAUUCUGCUAAGAAAGUAAAACACACUCGGUUUUGAUAGACAUCUCGAUGCUAUUCUCGCAGCUAUUCCAGAUAAUUGCCCUAAGGCAUCAAGUUUUGCAGUGCGCAUGACAACAUCCACUUCAGAUUGGCCUUCUAUCUAGUCUGGAUGCAAGGCGACUAGACUUGCAGUCCCUUCACAGUUUCUCUACUAAUUCAGUUGUCCAAGCAUUCAAUUCUGAGUUCACUUCAGAAUGGUUUCAGACUUUCAGUCACAAGAUGAUGGUUGCUGAUGUGCCCUUCAGCUGGACCUCAGGUAGAUUGCAAUGAUCCGUGCCUCGGGCCUUUUGCAAAUCGCGGAACCAUCACUACAUACAGGAUUUUGGUCUAUAGAGCCUAGAAUGGCUCUCUUUUGAAUACUUAGUUCCCUGUAGAAACUCCUUUGUCCAAUCUUUUUCCAGUCUCGGAUGUUGGUUUCGGUCUGCAGGAUUAGUGAUGAAUCGAUUGCCUCCUACUGAUUGCCUCGGAAACAGCCAGGAGUGCUUUUCAAGCAUUUCUUUUGAAACCAGAUGUUGUUCUCUUCCCGCGGGUCUUCAGCUCUCGCUGGUUUCUGAUGUCAAGAAUCCCGACGCAACUUUGUCUCUUUAGGUGCCAAUUCACGGAGACUGGAUCUUAACUCGCUGAAAGUACAGUAUUUUUGGAGUCCAAGCAUAAGAGAGAUCGAGACAUCGAUUGCGCUAUCAUCUUCAGUCUUCCAUUCUAAGUCGUGUAUUAUGGGCAUGAUUAGAUAUGCCAUCUGUACUACUGUAUGUGCACCAUGCUGUCAAUUUUUGGCUGUUAAAACGGUCAGCAUUCACUUAGUCCACAUCAUUUAGAGAUGCUGAUCUCAUACACUCCGUUGUACCAAUUUUUCUUCUGGAUUCUACGGAGACAUUAUGUGCUUCAGGUUA
Messenger RNA from Rhodamnia argentea, 3116 nucleotides. Its product is annotated as putative pentatricopeptide repeat-containing protein At3g01580. The record is from RefSeq and is a predicted model, not a curated record. NCBI's taxonomy places the organism in Eukaryota, Viridiplantae, Streptophyta, Magnoliopsida, Myrtales, Myrtaceae. Gene Ontology annotation, biological process: RNA modification. Gene Ontology annotation, molecular function: protein binding; RNA binding. The transcript has 3 exons. The coding region runs from base 73 to 2199 and encodes 708 amino acids.